CAAAACCUGUCCAAGACAUAUCUACCGCUAAUAGUGAAGAAAAGGCAACAAAUGGAGUCAAGAAGCAAGCCGACCAAGUGAAGCGACGUCUAUCGAGUAACGAUGAAAGUGCAGGCUGGAUGGCGAUGCUCACGAAACGGGUUGACCCUUUGACGCUGGCAGUGUUUAGGUUUCUGUUCGGAGCCGCCAUGGUGGUUCACAUUGUGAGAGCAGUGCUUUCUCAAGACGUGAUUGAAGCAAACUUCCAAGACUAUUUCCCAGAGCUAAACUUUCACUACUACUUCGCGAUGAACAUUUGGAAGCCACCUGUUGAGGUCACGUGGUACAUCUUCUGGGCAUGCGCAGUUUCUGCUGGCCUCUUGUCUAUCGGCUUUCUGUAUCGCUUGGCUUCCCUCUCGUUUCUUUUGCUUUUUACUUAUAUCAAUCUCAUGGAAAAGGCCCGCUACAACAACCACUACUAUCUGUACAUUCUUGUUUCCUUCUUGUUUCUUAUUUUCUAUGGGAGUAUCGCCAAAAUGAAUUACGAUGGGUUUGUCCGUGGUGAGCCAUGUAAGACUUGGUUCUAUAGGGUUGAACCUAUUCGUCAAUUGGCCGAAUUGGUUGUACCACCUGAAUAUGCGCCUAGUGUGAUUGGUUACUUCUUCAGCGCUGGUGGACUAGUCUUCGACUUUGUGAUUGGCUUCAUGCUGAUCAGCAAGACAUUCCGACCAAUGGGCUUCCUCCUCACAUUUGGGUUCCAUUUGACAAAUCAUUUCGUUUUCAAAAUCGGCACGUUUCCUUGGGUCAUGAUGGCCACAAAUAUACUUUUUAUCGAACCAGAGACGGUUUCAAAAAUUCCGGCUCUGAAAAACUUUGCCAAUUCUGCAUAUCCCUCCACAAGCAAAGAUGGGAAGAAAGCUCAAACAUCAAAGUUAUGUCGUCCGCUAUUCGCCCUUCUCUUCUGCUACGUCACUGCGCAGUGCCUUGUGCCUUUCCGCCAUUGGCUGUACCCAGGUGACGUCAACUGGACCAUGGAAGGCCAUCAGUUCAGCUGGAGAAUGAUGUUGAAUGCAGAAGACGUCAUACUGCGCACUCUGAUAAGACCGCAAGGUGGCGCUGAAGUAGUGCACACUGGCUACCAGAUCAAUGCCAGGCAGAUGAAGAGAAUGAUAACAGACCCUGAACUGAUCCUGCAGUACGCCCAACAUCUCGGCAGGGGGCACCUGGAGACCACGGGCAGCCCCGCAAGUGUGAGGUUGGACAUGUGGAGGUCACUGAAUAACAGGCCUUUCCAAAGAUGGGUUGACCCAUCAGUUGACCUCACCACUGUUGACUACUGGGCCUUCCACUACCCCUGGCUGGAGACCCGACUGCCCGACUCCGAGAUCGACUUUUCCGAGAUGGACCGAAUCCGUGAGGAGGCGAAGGAUCAAGGGAAAAUGGCGUCCUUCUUCAUGGACAAACCUAAUGGGGUUUUCAAGACGACACUCCAAGCUGGCGGGCCGUGCUCUAACAUCUCACUGCUAACCGUGAGCGGGGAUGUCUCUGUACAGAUCAAGAAGGUGCACACCCCCGUCCCGGUCGGUACGGAGCUGCCCCUCCCCAUCGGAGGCUUCCACAGGGUGCGGGCGGGCGGGGACGGCCCUGCCUCCGUCUGGGCUUACCUGCACGACUGCUCUCCUGGACACUUCCAUAACGCCAUGAUGAUGGUCAGCAUGGACAGCUGGGAGCUAUUUUAGACACUUGUACUCACACCAAUGCAGUUCAGUUCAUCCUCGUUAUACGACGUGCCACGACCAUAAUGCUGUUCCAUACAUCUCUGUCUAGCAUGAUGGCCAGCAGGCCACGGCACUUAAGUCCUAGUUCUUCCUCCGGCAUGUUCUUGAUUGUCAGGUUAGGUCAUCCACUUUAUCUUAUUACGUCAGGUUCCCAGAGGAGGACGUUUUGCAUAGUGGCAAAAUGCUCAGUGACAAAUACACAACCACAUGUGUGUACUUACCUACAGAGACGUUAUAACACUCAUAGAGACACUCUUUGUAUAACAAAAAUGUUACUUUGUAACUCCACCAAAAUUGAUUUAUAUGCCAAGAUUUCGUGAGGAAUUUGAUCGUGAGAUUGUCAAAUCUACAUCGAUAUCAUAGCAAAUUUAUCGGUGGCGGGUGGAAAUUGCUUAUGAAACGAUUUAAUGCAAUCGAAGACAUGUAUGAUACAGAUAUAUAAGGUUUCAACAUGAGAUAACAGUACUAGUAGAAUGGGCAUAAUGGAUAUAGUAACCAGGCUAACCUUGCACUGGUGUCUUAAGUAGGAAGUAAUCUCAAAGGUCAAGAAUAAUUGGUAAGAAGAAAGUGAAGAUUAAGUUUAAUCCAUUGUGUUACGCGCGCCGAAAGCUGCCAUACCGACCGGCUGUAUAAACUUGGCACAAAAAUAAUUGGAAACUUAGCUUGGUCACGUUUUGUUUAUACAUAUGUUUCCUUAUACUGCAUAUCAUAAGAAAUCUUAUGUGAUUUUCUUUCGCGCUAACACUGAAAGAAUAAAGGCACGCUAAAAAAUCA
Molecule: messenger RNA, 2531 nt
Organism: Branchiostoma floridae (Florida lancelet)
Lineage: Eukaryota; Metazoa; Chordata; Leptocardii; Amphioxiformes; Branchiostomatidae
Product: vitamin K-dependent gamma-carboxylase-like
Biological process (GO): peptidyl-glutamic acid carboxylation
Molecular function (GO): gamma-glutamyl carboxylase activity; vitamin binding
Source: RefSeq, a predicted model, not a curated record